Messenger RNA from Lachnellula hyalina, 765 nucleotides. RefSeq lists its product as uncharacterized. The transcript has 3 exons. The record is from RefSeq and is a predicted model, not a curated record. NCBI's taxonomy places the organism in Eukaryota, Fungi, Ascomycota, Leotiomycetes, Helotiales, Lachnaceae. The coding region runs from base 1 to 765 and encodes 254 amino acids.
AUGGCUAUCACGAAGAAAUGGGCAACUGAUGGACCGUUCAAGCUACUUUCCACGCCAAGAGCGGCUCUCAAGGGAGCACCUGAAUCGAAAGCCAGUAAAAAUGCCUCCGAGAUGGCGCUUGUACACAACGUCCUUCUCCGCGGCUUGAAUUCAAUCUAUCUUCAAGCACCCAAUGUCAAAGAUCCCAUGGACAUCAUGGAUUUCAUGGUGUUCUCUGAUUGUUGGUCGCGAGUUCUCCAUGCCCAUCACCUUACGGAAGAGACCGUGUAUUUCCCAUUACUUGAACAGCAGAGUAGCCAGAAGGGCGUUAUGGAAACCAACCAUAACGAGCAUGAAGCCUUUCUCCCAGGCUUGGUAGCCUUCGAUAACUUUGUUUCGGCGGCAGCAGACGACUUCGUGUUAUACGACCCCGCUAAAUUCAUCAAGUUGAUCGAUGACAUGGGGCCUCCGUUGGAAAAACAUCUGCACCAUGAGGUCAAGGUGCUUGUGGAUUUGGAAAAGGAUGAGGCUAUUGACUGGGACCUUAUGGGCAAGACUAUGGCUGCGGAGUCGAAGAAAACUGCAGACAGAAUUCGCGAAGUCCCCUUUAUGAUAACGAAUUCUGAUGUAACGUAUGAGGGAGGGAUCCAUGGGGAACGGUUCCCCCCCUUUCCUUGGUUUGUUGGUCAGAUUUUCCGCUGGAUUUAUGUCCCACGACUAUGUGCGGCGUGGAAAUUUUCUUGUUGUGAUGACUAUGGAUUGCCAAAAGAUUUAGCAUUUGUUUGA